AUGAAUCACAGGCGAAGUAUUUUCUCUCAGAAGGGCGGAAACUGGUCUGGUGGCGGGGAGGAAUUUCGUUACCGAAUGGAACUGCAACGAGAGUAUGGGACGUCCUGGGAGAUGAUGGAUUUAUUUGACCGAGAUAUUGGAAAAGAUGACUGGGUGGACAUAAAGGAUAAAGGAGGGGAAGUAACUCACACCAUGCAGAAGGACACCUUCAGCUGUGGGGUCUUUAUAAUGCAGAUGGCUAAGGAAGUUGCACAGAACCUCCCCAACAUCCACUCCCAAAUUGAUAUGGAACCUUCACAAAAACAGAUGGAGCAACUGCGAAAAGAAAUGGCUGAGGAUAUACUAAAAAUGUCUGAGUUCAACAAAGCCAACAACUGCUUCAUGUGAGCCACUGAUAAAGAACCUGGAUGUGGCCCAAAGACUGGGUUAGUAACUUUAUCUAACAUGUUAAUAAUCUUUUGACAACAGUGACGGCAUGUAAGACAAUUUAUGAUAUAACACAAUGGAUGGCUAAUUCAUCAUACUGCAUUGAUAUUUGAUAUUAUUUAUAACGUGUUACGUUUUGUUUUAGAUUGAAUGUUUUGCAUGCCAAAAGAGUUCAAGAGUGAAGAACACAAACUGGAAGUGCUGUCUUUGUUGUUGAAAAUGUCUGCUAUACCCCAUCCACACUGAAGAGGCUCUGAAAUGUACAUCAACCAGGGAUAAAGAGAAAGUUAACACGGUGAAAUGUCUUGUACUUAUUUAAAGUAAAGUGUCUGUUGACAUGUUGGAAAAGUUUAAAGGUCUACAAUUUCUGUUUAAUUUGUCAAUAUUCAAUUUUUAUUCAUUGAUUUACUGGCCACCAUCACUGUGGUUACAUGUUCAGUAUAUGUAUUGACCAGCAAACCCACUGCAGCCUACCUCACUAGCUCACUCCCCAUCCCUGCUUUGGACAAUUAAUAGCAUGACUCUCGUACUUUGCCCUUUUCCUUUAUGGUUGAUAUUAACGAUGAAAGGAGAUAUUAUCUGGCUCUCUCCUAUUGUGUACCGCUGUUAAAUACGGUGGAAAAAUAAAAAACUGGGAAAAUAAGUACUUAGAACUACCAAUUAUUUUAGAUAAAUAUUAAAGAAAAGGGUAAACACAACACUGGACUGAACCCUCUAAUUGUCAAACUAAUAUUAAUGUACAACAAUAUAGAAGAUACAUGACUAGAGGUGAUGCAAUAUGGGUGUAUAUAUCCACUGCACGCUUCUUAGGUGUGUAAUUGACAUGUCCAAGGAGCUAUUGAAAUGUAAAACUUUGAAAAAUGUACGUUACACUGCGUGAUUUUACAGUACACAAACAAGCGUGUGCAAUAUAUAAGGCUAGUUCGUGGAGAUUCUGAAGUUUGUUUGAGUCCAGUAGGUCACAUGACCAAGAAGCUAUUGAAACUUUAAAUUUUGAAAAAUUCAUGUAAAAUCUUGUGAGGUGAAAAUGGACAAACUAAAGGGUGUGCAAUGUGUAGGCCACUGAGUGGGCAUUCUGAACCUUGUUUGAAGUCACUAGGUCACAUGACCAAGGAACUAUUUCAAUUAGAAUGUUUGAAAAAUUCAGGUAAAAAUGUGUGAGAUGAAAAUGGACAAACUGAAGGGUGUGCAAUAUAGAAAGGUAGUCAGUGGACAUUCUGAACCUUGUUUGAGUCAAGUAGGUCACAUGACCAA
Molecule: messenger RNA, 1680 nt
Organism: Salvelinus fontinalis (brook trout)
Lineage: Eukaryota; Metazoa; Chordata; Actinopteri; Salmoniformes; Salmonidae
Exons: 4
Coding region: 1-387 (128 amino acids)
Biological process (GO): proteolysis
Molecular function (GO): cysteine-type peptidase activity
Source: RefSeq, a predicted model, not a curated record